This is a messenger RNA of Uloborus diversus, 1761 nucleotides long. RefSeq names its product receptor-interacting serine/threonine-protein kinase 4-like. Bases 165 to 1742 code for a protein of 525 amino acids. The record is from RefSeq and is a predicted model, not a curated record. NCBI's taxonomy places the organism in Eukaryota, Metazoa, Arthropoda, Arachnida, Araneae, Uloboridae. Gene Ontology annotation, molecular function: protein binding; DNA binding. The transcript is spliced from 8 exons.
CGUCAGGUGAAUACUGUCCAUUCCAACUAACAACGAAAGCAUAGCCCAAGCUGAAGAAAGAAACAGCCCAAGAAAGAAAUAAUUUCCAAGCUCCAGAAUACUUUUAAUCGAAGAACGUUUGCCGAGCUUGCAUCGGGGGAAAAAUAAAAAAUUGGAAAACAACGAUGGAUAUGCACCCUGAGAAUGAUGAACCUAGGGCUACAAGGGGACCAGGAAGGCCUAAGGCUGCAGCCAAGGAACCAAAAAAGGCAAGCGGUACUUCAUCUGGAUCAUCUGGAAAGCGUAGACGUGGAAGACCCAAGAAAGUUGACACUGACAAACCUGAGGCUACAAGGGGACCAGGAAGCCCUAAGGGUGCAGCCAGUAAAGCAAAAAAGGCAAACAGUAAUUCAUCCGCCUCUUCUGGAAAGCGCAGACGUGGAAGACCUAGGAAAGGUGAAGCUGCCAGUGGAACGAAUUCUAAGCCGCUAGUGACCUGUGCAUUGUCCGAGUCUCCUUCAGCAAAUUCUGGACAAGAAUCCAUGAAUUGCCCUGAAAUCAAGAGACCCGCGCCCGGAGUCUCCGCGUCGGAAACGGACGAGUGUGGGAGGACCGCGUUGCACCGGGCGGCAGAGGACGGAGACCUGGAGAAGAUUAAAGAGCUGCUGGACAGAGGAUGGGACACGAGGGCAAGGGACGGAAGGGGACGGACGCCCCUCCACUCGGCCCUGGACAAGGGGAAGGAGGCCGCGGCGGAGCUCUUGGCGGACGCGGACUGCAUCAUCGACGUCCAAGAUGAGGAUGAAUAUGUCCCUCUGCAAUUGGCUGCAAUGAAAGGAUUCGUGGGAGUCAUCCGGAGACUGCUCGCCGCCGGAGCGGACACGCGUUCUGGAAGUGGAGGAUACACGCCCCUACACUUUGCUCUCGACUUUAAGCGGGAGACUGCCGCGGAGCUCCUGCUCGAUGCGGACUGCAUCACGGACAUCGCAGACGCCGAGGGCCGCACUCCUCUGCAUCUCGCCGCCGGGGCGGGAUUCGUGGGCGCCGUCCGGAAACUGCUCGCCGCCGGAGCGGACACGCGCGCGGAAGAUGGGACCGGACGGACGCCCCUCCACUAUGCCAUGUGCGAAGAUACGGAGGCUGCGGCGGAGCUCCUGGCGGGAGCCGACGGCGAGAUCGACCACCCUGACGAAGAAAAGGACACUCCCCUGUUUCUCGCUGCGGGAUGCGGAUUCACUGGGGUUGUGAGGAAACUUCUGUGGAGUGGCGCUCGUCCGGACCGGAACGAUGAGGGAUGGGGUCCCCUGAAUGAGGCUUUUUUUCAUCGACGAGAUGAUGCAGCGAAAGCGAUCCUCGCCUGGUGUGCCUUGAGGGGCGUCGCCCUGAACUGGGGGCAUUGCCUCGAGGAAGACAUUGAGAGCUGCAUCGAGUUCCUCCCCCGAUGCGAGGCGGAGGUCCGGCGGAUGAAGGACGCCCGUGUCGCCCCCGGAUCGCGGUGGUCCUACCGGCACGUCCUGACGAGGCACGUGAGCCGGGUAUCGCGGUGCCUCGAGGCCCUGGGGAGGGGCCGUGCCGACUUCCCGAUCUAUGGCGACUGGAUCUCCCUCGUCGCGGGGGAAGCGGAGAAGUGGAGGGCCCUGGCCCCCCGCUGGCUGGAGUGCUUCUCCCUCGCGGUCCGGGAGUUGCCCCCCACGUGCACGGACCUCGUGUCGCUGCACCUGAGCGAGCGGGACCUGCGCCACUUCAUCCGUGCCUGCGAAUAGCGAGCACGGUCCCUUCACC